Cimex lectularius (bed bug) is the source of this 7263-nucleotide messenger RNA. It is a transcript of the gene DNApol-epsilon255, whose product is annotated as DNA polymerase epsilon catalytic subunit A. Gene Ontology annotation, biological process: DNA replication proofreading; mitotic cell cycle; base-excision repair, gap-filling. Lineage: Eukaryota; Metazoa; Arthropoda; Insecta; Hemiptera; Cimicidae. Bases 104 to 6889 code for a protein of 2261 amino acids. The record is from RefSeq and is a predicted model, not a curated record. Gene Ontology annotation, molecular function: nucleotide binding; zinc ion binding; DNA-directed DNA polymerase activity. Gene Ontology annotation, cellular component: nucleus; epsilon DNA polymerase complex. The transcript has 33 exons.
UCUAGUUUUGUUGGUGAUUGUUGAUCAACAACUUGCAUUAUUUUUUACUGGAGUUAAUGAUGAUUAUUUAUUUUCAGUCAAAUAAAACGUAAUUUAAUUUAAAAUGGUGCUUCAGAAUUCAGGAAAAUAUAAACCGGAAGGAAAAGAAAGAUCAGGGAAUGAAGAUGCGUCUGAAUAUCGAUUGAGGCAGAGCUUAGAAAGUGAUAAGAUCGACUUUAAAUAUGGUUUUGACCGGAUUAAGGAUCAUCAAGAGAGGAUCGGCUUUCUCAUUAACAUGCAUGCUACUGAAAUCCUCGACGAGGACAAGCGUUUAAUAAGUGCCGUCGACUAUUAUUUCAUCCAGGAGGACGGGAGCAGAUUUAAAGCGUCUUUACCCUAUCAGCCGUACUUUCUCAUUUUAGUCAAAAAAGAAUGUAUACAAGAAGUGUCCGCUUACUUGACAAAAAGGUUUGCAGGGACGCUUCUCUCUGUGGAAUUAGUCAUCAAAGAAGAUUUGGAUUUGCCUAAUCAUUUGAUCGGUUUAAAGCAGAGGUAUUUGAAGUUAUUAUUCGCUACUGUGAGUGAUUUGAUCAAGGUGCGUCAAGUAAUUCGGCCAAGUGUUAAGAAAAAUCAAAACCGAGAAGCGAGCAAUACAUUUUACAAUGACAUGUUGGAGUCUGAGAUUAGAAACAAGAACAAUACAGGAGCUAGGAAACAUUCUGACCAUUUAGAAAGCAUUUUGGACAUUAGGGAGUUUGAUGUCCCUUAUCACGUCAGGGUGUCAAUCGAUAAUAAGAUAUUUGUAGGUCUUUGGUAUUCGAUUCAAAGCAGGGGUUCUAAUCUUCCUCCUAUCAUCACAAAAAGGGAUGAUAUUAUCGACCGACCAGAUUUGAUUGUUUUAGCAUACGACAUAGAAACUACAAAACUUCCUUUGAAGUUUCCUGAUGCUUCAGUCGAUCAGAUAAUGAUGAUUUCAUACAUGAUAGACGGUCAGGGCUACCUGAUAACCAACCGAGAGAUAAUUUCUUGUGAUGUCGAAGAUUUUGAAUACACACCAAAGCCGGAGUUUGAAGGCUUUUUUACUAUUUUUAAUGAACCAAAUGAGAUGGCCUUGAUCCAGAGAUUUUUCGAACACAUAAUGGAGAUCAGACCACACAUUUUUGUCACUUACAAUGGUGACGGUUUUGAUUGGCCGUUCGUUGAAGCGAGGGCAAAAUUUCAUGGAAUGACCAUGAAACAGGAAAUCGGUUUUUAUAAAGGGAAAGAUGGCAUUUAUUUAUGCCGGCCUGCCACACACAUGGAUUGUUUAUGUUGGGUGAAAAGAGAUUCAUACCUUCCAGUCGGAUCCCAUAAUCUAAAAGCUGUUGCUAAAGCUAAACUUCGGUAUGACCCAGUUGAACUGGACCCAGAAGAAAUGUGUAAAAUGGCAGUAGAACAGCCUCAGGUUUUGUCAAACUACUCUGUCUCUGAUGCAGUUGCUACGUAUUAUCUUUAUAUGAAAUACGUCCAUCCAUUUAUCUUCGCUUUAUGCACAAUCAUUCCAAUGGACCCUGAUGAAGUUUUAAGAAAAGGCUCAGGGACACUUUGCGAAUCACUUCUGAUGGUCGAAGCUUUUCAUGCCAACAUUGUCUUUCCAAAUAAAGAAGAAGCACAGUACAACAAACUGUCCUCUGAUGGCCAUGUCUUAGAUUCGGAAACUUAUGUGGGUGGACAUGUAGAAGCCCUAGAAUCAGGUGUAUUUCGUGCUGACAUACCUUGCCGUUUUAGAAUGGUACCUGAAGCGUUGAACAUGUUGAUAUCUAACGUAGACAAAGCGUUAAAACAUGCUAUAGAAGUAGAAGAAAACAUUCCUUUGAACACAGUUACCAAUUUUGACGAAAUUUCUGAAGACAUAAAAUCAAAAUUGAGUGAAUUGAGGGACACACCUUGUCGGAUGGAAAACCCGAUGAUAUACCAUUUGGAUGUUGGUGCUAUGUACCCAAAUAUAAUUUUAACAAAUCGGCUCCAGCCUUCUGCGAUGGUCAAUGAGAUGAUAUGUGCUGCUUGUGAUUUCAACAAACCUGGCGCUCUUUGCCAAAGGACCAUGGCUUGGAUGUGGAGAGGAGAUAUAAUGCCAGCAAGUAAAAGUGAAUUUCAUCGGAUUCAGCAGCAAUUGGAAAUUGAAAAGUUCCCCCCGGAAUUCCCAGGCGGGGCGCCCCGCGCGUUUCACAAUCUUUCAAAAGAAGAACAGGCAGCGGCUGAGAAAAAGCGUCUGACGGACUAUUGCCGUAAAGCUUAUAAAAAGACCAAAGUGACAAGGCUGGAAGAAAGGACGACAACAGUUUGCCAAAAAGAGAAUUCCUUUUAUGUCGACACUGUACGAGCUUUUCGAGAUAGGCGAUAUGAAUACAAAGGGUUGUGUAAAGUGGCCAAAAAACAAGUGUCAGAUGCUAUUUCUAAAGGAGAUGCCGGUGAAAUUAAGUCUGCGAAAAAUCGAGAGAUCCUUUAUGACUCCUUGCAACUUGCGCAUAAAUGUAUUUUGAAUUCAUUUUACGGUUACGUCAUGAGGAGAGGAGCCAGGUGGCACAGCAUGGAAAUGGCCGGCAUUGUAUGCUAUACCGGGGCCAACAUAAUCACAAAGGCCAGGGAAAUAAUAGAACAGGUCGGACGACCUUUGGAGCUCGACACGGACGGUAUUUGGUGUGUGUUGCCAGCGUCUUUUCCCGAAAAUUACACCGUCUGUUCGACCAAGCCUGGCAAGUCAAAAGUGACAAUCUCUUAUCCUAACGCUGUUUUAAACUCAAUGGUCAAAGAACACUUCACAAACCACGUUUACCAUGAGCUUGUGGACAAAGAAAAUAUAAAAUACGAAAUGAGAAGUGAAAACUCUGUAUUUUUUGAAGUUGAUGGACCGUAUCUGGCCAUGGUUUUACCAGCAUCCAAAGAAGAAGGGAAAAGACUUAAGAAGCGUUAUGCCGUUUUUAAUUUUGAUGGCAGUUUAGCAGAGUUGAAAGGAUUUGAAGUUAAAAGACGAGGAGAAUUACAGUUAAUUAAAAUUUUCCAGUCUUCUGUUUUUGAAGCAUUUUUAAAAGGAAACACUUUAGAAAAGUGUUAUGAAUCAGUUGCCAAAGUCGCAAAUUAUUGGUUGGAUGUUCUGUACAGUAAGGCUUGCAAUAUGCCAGAUUCUGAACUGUUUGAACUCAUCACUGAGAAUAAGUCCAUGAGCAGGAAGCUUGAAGAUUACGGGAAACAGAAAUCAACUUCGAUAAGCACGGCCAAAAGGUUGGCUGAAUUUCUCGGCGACCAAAUGGUCAAAGAUGCUGGCCUUGCUUGUAAAUAUGUCAUCGCGAGAAAACCAGAAGGCUCUCCUGUUACUGAAAGGGCGAUACCUUUAGCAAUUUUUCAAGCGGAAGAAGCUGUAAAAAGACACCAUUUACGUAAAUGGCUCAAAGAUAAUUCAAUAACUGAUUUUGAUAUAAGACAUAUACUUGAUUGGGAUUAUUAUAUUGAAAGGUUGGGCGGGGCGAUUCAAAAAAUCAUCACGAUUCCAGCCGCUAUGCAAGGGUUGUCUAAUCCAGUUCCAAGAGUAAGACAUCCCGAAUGGCUUCACAAGAAAAUGUUAGGAAAAACCGAUACUUUAAAGCAAAGAAAAAUUAAUGAACUGUUUGUAAAACUUCCACCAAAACAGGACAAUACAGAAACUGAGAUUGAAAAUACAGAAAUUGUUGAUAUUGAGGAUAUUGGAAAUGAUACUAGUCCAAAGUUAGGAAGGCCCAUAGUUCACACCAAUAAACGGAAACGUGAUCCAACACCUGAAAAGGCAGUAGUGUACAAAACCUGGAAGGAAGCUUUGGGUUCUCCUCCACCAUUUGGGACCACAAAAAUUGAAAGGCUCGAGUGGUUGAAGUUUCAAAAAAAGAAAUGGGCUUGGCAAAAGGAAGCGAGACAGUCACAAGAAGGCAGGACGAAAAAUUCCUCAACUUGUGUUAGUGAAAAGAGGUUGGCUAUGCAUAAUAUCAGAUCGUCUUCUCUCGGAGGGUUUUUACAAAAAGCCCAAAGAUCUUUAUUGAACACACCAUGGCAAAUUAUCCAGAUCAUGGAAACCAAUUCACCCGGCGUUUUAAAAGUGUGGGCCUUAGUUGGAAACGAGCUACAUCAAGUGCGAUUAAUCGUUCCUAGAACGUUUUAUGUGAACCAUCGCAUGGCCAAAGAAGAAGUGCCAGGAGUUUUUUUCAAAAAAUGCAACCGGUCCUUGCCACGCUCAAGACCGAGUUACUUCCUGUAUGAAUAUUCGGUACCUGAAGAAAUAUAUCAGGAACAUAGCAAUGAUUUGAUUGCGGACUUAUCAACCUCAGAUGUUGAAGGCAUAUAUGAAACUAAAGUCUCUAUUUUAUUUCGAGCGCUUUUAAAACUUGGAUGUGUCUGUGCUGUUGAUAAAAAUGAAAAACAGAGGUUAGCAAAUGCUCUUACAGAAAACAACACCUUUAUGCUUAAUCAUCUUGUGUUUAAAACCAUAGCACAUCAGCCGUAUUUGGAGGAGAGUGAAAUUAAUUUGAAACGCCUCUUCUUAUAUUACAAUAAAGCGCCUACUAGUUCGAAAGCGAUUGUUGCACUGUUUGUAACACCUUCAAAGCGAGCCGUUGUAGUAAUUGUCGAUUCAGUUAAAACAAACCAAAUGCCUAAUUUAACACAGGCCUACUUAGCUGAAAGGAAGGCCAGAUUGGACAAGGGUGAUGAAUCGUUACCCCCAAAAGAGAUUAAAUUUGAAGUGAAGUUUGAGACAGACUUGAAACUGGCAUUCAGGCAAAUUCAAGUCGCUCUUCAUAUUUAUAGGGACGAGAAAAAAGGACCAACAGUAUUAGCUGUGCAGACACAAAGAGAUAUUCACCAGUUGUCAAAUCUUCUCCCGGUGUUGAACGAUUGGCCAACGAUUCCAAUUUACGUGCAAGAUCGUGAAUCCAGCUUGUCGAGUUUAGAUUGGCAAAGGGUUGGUUCAAAGCUGAUGAUAAAGCACUACUUGAACUGUGAAGCAGCAAUCGCACUGCAGACAGAACAGUGCCGGUAUUUUCACCUGCCUUUAGGCAACGUCCCGCAAGAUGCUACGCUCUUUGCCUCUGAUUUAUUUUUCGCAAGGCAUCUCUUGAAAAACAACUUUGUACUUUGGUGUUCUGACAGUGACAGGCCAGAUCUCGGCGGUCGAGAAGCUGACGAUAACAGACUACUGACAGAUUUUGAGGAAAGUACUAGCACAGUCACCAACACGCCUGGUUCAUACACUUCCGUUUGCGUCGAACUUGAUAUUGACAGUUUGGCCGUUAAUACUUUGCUUCAAUCACACCACGUCCAUGAUAUUGAGGGGGUGUCUUCGAGCAUCGGUUUUGAUACAAUACCGCAAGCUUCAUUGCAGGAAAUGGUCGAGGGCCAGAUGCCACAGACGUCCUACGACGAAACAGCCCAAUGCUCCGGGGCGUUCAAAAUACUCAGGUUUAUGGUCAACUCUUGGCUCAGGGAUGUUUCCAUGCACAAAAAUAUUUUCGCUGACUUCCAAAUUGUCCACUUCUACAGAUGGCUACGUUCACCAAAUGCUUUACUUUAUGAUCCAGCCUUGAGAAGGACUCUUCAUAAUUUGAUGAAAAAAUUAUUUAUGCAGCUGGUUGCUGAAUUUAAAAGGCUCGGUUCAAUAAUUGUGUUUGCCAAUUUCAACAAAAUUAUAAUUUGCACUAAGAAAAGGACAGUCGAGGAUGCCAUAGGCUAUGUCGAGUUUGUUGUUAGCAGCAUAAGGAACAAGGAACUCUUUCACAGCAUUCAAAUGACUUACAGCCAAUGUUGGGAGUAUUUAAUUUGGCUCGAUCCUUCAAAUCAUGGCGGGGUAAAAGGCAAAUUACCAGAAGGCCUUGGAGACGUAGGAGAAGGAAAAGAGCAAACGAUGCGUUUAGAGAUGACUGACGACACGAUGAUGUCCUUGACAGAAGAUUAUUCAGAGUCAGAUGGACCUGAAGUUGUUAUGAAUUGGAAUUUGAGCGAGUAUCUUCCCGAGGAAGCUGGCGUUCAGUCACAUUUCACUACUAUAGUGGCCGGUUACAUAAGUGCUGUUUACCAAUACAUGAAUACAUCCGAACCCGUGUCGGCGACGCCAAAAAGGGUAUCAGCGCUUUCGAGCCAGAUGGCAACUCAAGCCAUACCGCUUGGAGUCGGCGCUCACCUUUCUACGGCUGAGUUCGCCAAAGCCCUCAUCAGCGGAGAUAUGACGCAAAAAUUGUUUUUAAUUACACAAAAAAUCCAGAAAAAACUACCUAUUUAUAAAUUGAAGGAAGAUGACAUUAUAAAUUUCACCCAGUUUCAUGCAGGAGCUCAUAAUGUUAUGAAACCUGCUUUGGAAUUUGUUAAAGCCAUCAGCAAGGUCUUAUCUUUGGAUUCGGCAGUGGAAGAUGAAGUUAGCAGUUUAAAAAGGAAUCUGCUUAGGUUGAUCAACACCGGGGAAUUUAGUAACGAUGCCGAAUGGCACGAUCCGUGUUCUUCCGUCAUUUUACCAGAAGUCAUCUGCAGAUCCUGCAAUCACUGCAGGGAUAUUGAUUUGUGUAAAGAUAACAACCGAGCGAUCGUUAAUGACAUGUAUUAUUGGCAAUGCCCAAUCUGCGAUACUAACUACGACAAUUUAGAAAUAGAAACAAUUCUGCUUGAUAUUGUGAACAGAAAGUCGAUGGCUUACAUACUCCAGGACCUGCAAUGCGUCAAAUGCCAUCAGAUCAAAAUGGAAAACAUGACUGAGCAUUGUACAUGCGCUGGUCAAUUCCAAACGCUCAUAAAUCGCCAGGAGCUUGGAAAAUAUCUAAAAACUUUCAAGGGGAUAGCCGUCAGCUUCAACAUGCCUCUGCUCCUCGAGUGCGUCAACUGGAUUCUUAAAAUGAACCCUUCAAUAUUCACUAAGUGAAUACAUUAUUGUUCUUGUUAUUGUUAUUGUUAUCGAUGUAUAUAUUUGUAUUACGUAUCCGCACUGUAUUAUAUUUUUGUAAUUAAGUUUUUAGUGUUAUGAUUUAAAUUAUAAAUCAAUAUCUGUAUUCAUGCAGCAUUUAAGUUAGUUUUAUUUUAUUAUUAUUUUUUUAAUCUUCCAGGAUACAAUGUGCUUACUAAACUAAGCUCCUAUUAAAUUGUUAAACUACAACUGGAUAGUUCAAGAAAAUGCAUAUGUUGUAUAUAAAUAGGGAGACUCAAUUUUUAUUUUAAAAAUUUAAUCUUAUACAAAAUGUUUCAAAAUGUACAUAAAUGUUACUUAUUUAAGUUGGUCUUCUAAGUCUUUAAAUUUUG